AGAUCUGUGUCGUUACCAAAGUGAUCACACAUGGAAUAGGAGAAAUCAACUUCCACACACACUCAAACGAUCGAGGGGAGAUAACAAUUAUUGCUAUCAACCAAAUGUUAACAAUUCUAGUCACCUCGACCACAUACCUUUGAAUAUAACUGGGACCACAUCCAAUAUAAGUGAACAACCAUCUUCAGUACCAAUGACAAGUGCCUUCACUUCUAUCUGUAAACCACCUCUACCAGCUGUACCUAAAGUAACAACAAUACCUGAGGUACCUCCUCUAUCGACAUCGCAUAUCUAAUGCUAAAAUAUUUAGUAACUAAUGGUAGGAAGUUGCCAAACCAGAACAAUACCGGUCUAAAAACCUUGCACCAUUUUAUGUUUGUCUGCUUACUAAGUUCAAAUUAUAACUUAGCUAGUCAUUUGCCAGGGUCUUCUUUCGAUAAUCACAUAAUUUAACUUACUCUUACUAGUAACACUACCAAUAAUAACUUUACCUUAUAUAAAAGUAGAGUUUGUAUAUUACAGCAAAUAUUUUAAUGAAAACCUUAAAAGUAAUUAUAAAGUACUUUAAUAUUAAUAUUUGAUCAAGAAAUAUUUUAGAAUAUAUUUUACAAAAGUUAUAUAACAUUGUCAUAACAUUUCUUGAACUUAUAAAUUUACGAUAAAUUUUCACCAAAUAGGACUUUUUAUUUUGCUUUCUUUAGUCUUUAACUGAAGUAAAUUCAUUCACAUCAAAGAAUAACAAUAGAAAAUAUGACAGAAUUACCAAACUAUUUGGAAUUACUAGUGCAAUUAAGAGUGAAAUAUUCUUCCAAAUUACCAAUACCUACUAAAGUUUGCUUGGAGGAACUUAGAACCAUAAGUGUUAUUGAAGCUGUCAGAAUAUAUUUACUGAAGGUAACUGAAUAUACAUACAUACAUAUAUAUAUAUAUAUAUAUAUACACACACACACACUGCAGCCAUGCAAGAAAUAUAUAACACACCUAUUCUUUAUACUCUCUGGGCAUUUUCAUGUUAGAAUCAUUGCCGAUAAGAUAAAAUAUGGAAAUUAUAACCAAUCUGAAAUAGAAACAUUUCUAUUUAAGUUAAAAAAUGGCAAUGAUAAUUUCUUUCUUUGAAAUAUUUUUGAUACGUUGUAAAAAUAAACAGAAGACUUAACACUGUGUCCAAAUUUUCAAGAAUAAUUUACUAUGUUAAAACAAUAUGCAACAUUGAUUUGUUGAUAAGUGAAAUGGGAGUUUCCAAGACCAACAAAAUAUAAAAAAAGAAAUAAGUGGACAGAAAUGAAAAAUAUAGAAAAUUGAAUACAUGACAAAUGAAUAUAUUAGAAAUGAAUUCAGAUCUUCUUUUAAUGAAGAAGCUUCGAUUUUAAUGGAUAUUUAUUUUAGGUUUCAAAUGUGAAAUUUACAAAGAUUUAUUUCCUUUUCAAAAGUAUUAGUUCUCAUCUAGGAAUACAAAUAAGAAUUACUCCUGUUCUAAUCAUCAUUCAACAUAAUUAUUUGGAGCCAUAAUUACAUAUUUUCAAAUGAGAUCAAUGCUUAUCUUAUGAAAUCAAUACAUCAAAAUAUCAUUUAAUUUCAAUUUCUAAGGAUGUCUCAAGCAGAUAAUUUUGUAAAACCAAAGUGGAAGUUCAGAUAAAAAGUUUUGUAACUUUGACUGAAGUUAGAAAAUAAUUUUUUUCUCUUAAAAUUAAAAUCAAACAUAGUUUUAAAAUAUGAUAUUUUAUAUUUCAUAGCUUUAAAACUUAUUUUCAACCAUUUAGUUGUGUACUUUCUCACCACACACAUGUAUAUGUAUGCAUCUAAAUAUGAGUAUGUCUAAGUGAAAUAUUUUGUGAGUCAGCCUAUUAUUUACUGCAAGAACUGGAGGCUGUAUUUCCGUUUCCUUGCACUGGAAUAAUAGACAGCUUGUCAUUGGCUACAACACACAUUACAUACUACACAACGAACUUGAGAGAACUAUAUAAAACUAUUACAUACCAAACUACUCAGAACUAUUGCUACAACUUUGUUACCAGAACACUGUAAUAACACAGUAACAACUGUAUAAACAACUUACAACUGUUGAUCGAAGAUGAUUUCAGUGAUAUUGUUGAUUGUGGUGCUGAUGGCUAACAGCUGCCGGUGUGUGGAUCAUAUCUACCAUAUAAAAGAGAAUAAUGAUGUACACAGCUUCAUUGGAGAUAUUGUCAGUGAUACACAUUUACUGGAUAAUAUACAGACUCGAGAUGAUAGCAACAAACUGACAUUUAAUGUACUCCAGGGUGGUACUGAUGGAGGUGUUCAGUUAUUUAAUGUUACACCUGGAGGACAACUGUACACAGCUGCCAUAUUGGAUGCAGAAUCUCUUUGUCAAUAUAAUGUGGAAUGUUUCAGGAUAUUGGAAAUAGCAGUUCAAGAAGGCCAUUCUUUUAUGAAAAUAUUAGAAAUCAAAGUUGUAAUAGAAGAUGUCAAUGAUAAUUAUCCUAUUUUCCCAAACAAAGAAUUUCAUUUAACAUUUGAUGAAAGUGAUUCAAAAGGCUCAAAAGGAAGAAUUCCAAAAGCCAUCGACAAUGAUGUCAGUACUCAAAAUUCUAAACUUGUAUAUCAGCUUAAAAAAGGUGAAGAUAUUCCUUUCAAACUGUUCGUUUCUAAAGAAUUAGAUGGAACAGAUUUACUGCAACUAACUUUGGAAGGCAACUUAGAUCGUGAGAAAAAAGACAUUUACAAUUUUCAGUUGAUUGCAAGAAAUGGGGGAUCUCCGCAAAAGGAAGGUGUACUGGAUAUAAUGAUAUCAGUACAAGAUGAAAAUGAUAAUUCCCCAGUGUUCUCCCAGAAUAUCUAUAACAUCACUAUCAAUGAUACACACCAGAUAAACAAACCUGUUCUAAGACUUUCUGCCACAGAUUUAGAUAUGGGGGGAAAUGGAAAAAUUUCUUAUACUCUCAGUCCUAAAACACCGAAUAAGAUAAAAGAAUGCUUUCAAUUGAACAGAGUAACUGGAGACUUAUUUGUAACAACAGAAUUUCAGUUUGGAAAAUCCUAUAAAAUACUUGUCAAAGCCACAGAUAAUGGUAAACUGCCUUUGUCCUCAAUUGCCACUGUUUUCAUAAAUGGUAUCAGUCACAUUAACAAUUCACCAAACAUUGACUUCAGAUUUGUCAUUAAGUCAACGGGAAACACAGCUGCAAUCUCAGAAGCAUCUAAAAUUGGCAGUUUUGUUGCCUAUGUCAAAGUUACUGACAGUGACAAUGGAGCAAAUGGCCAAGUGAAAUGCCAUUUACAAAACAGAUAUCUUCAGCUAAUUUCAAUUUCUGAAAAGAAAUACAAAGUUGUUGUCAAGAGUGAAAUAGAUAGAGAGAGUGAGAAGAGCUUUAAUUUCACCAUUAAAUGUCUAGAUAAUGGUUUACCUCCGUUGAAAGUAGAGAAACGGUUUUCUGUGCUGGUUACUGACAUAAAUGAUGUACAACCUCAGUUUAGUCAGGACAUAUUUAAGUUUCUCACCUAUGAAAAUGAACACAAAGACUUCCCUGUUGGAUAUGUCAAUGCCACAGACCCAGAUAUUGGAGAUGGAGGACAAUUAACCUAUUCUCUAUUAUCUAAUGGAAAAGAUAUUCUACCAUUUCAGAUAUCUGAUGUGGGAUUCAUUUCCACAACUGAGUCCCUAGACAGAGAAGAAAAGAACCUGUAUGAGUUUAAGGUUUUAGUAAAAGAUAAAGGAACACCAUCACUGGAGAAGAGAGCAAAUGUUGUUGUUGAGGUUAUGGAUUUAAAUGAUAAUGCUCCCUAUUUCAGUUUCCCUAAUGUUGACCCUUUCAGUCUUAAUGUCCACUACCAUCCCCACUCUGACCAUGAUAUCACAGUUGUUAGGGCCUCUGACAGAGACAGCCAACACAAUGCCUUCCUCACAUAUGAAAUACUCAGAGGUAAUGAGAAACACUUAUUUCAAAUGAACCAUCACUCUGGUGUCUUAUCUUUCUCUCGCUCACUUUACCAAAAUGAUGCUGGAUUCUAUGAACUGGAAUUAGGUGUGAAAGACAGUGGCAGUCCAGUUCUGUCAUCGACAACAACUUUGUCUUUGACUCUCACAGUUAGUAACAGCACAUCAAAGAUAUUUAAGACCCCUUCAAAGACAACAACAGAAUCAAGUAAUGGUCUCCAAUUGAAUGUGAUGAUUGUUAUUGUUAUAGCAGCUGUGAUCGUAUCAGUUGUCAUAGUGAUCUCUAUAUCGAUCUGUAUAGUUCAUAGACUGAAGCAGACAGACAACAACUAUAACAACAGUGUUGAUAUGUACCACAAGGUUACACCUGCAUUAAACGUGCAAUCAAAAUAUAUAUUUGAUCCUACCUGUGUUCCUCCUGGAGUUCAGUACACAGUGGAGAGAAAUCUGAAGAAACCCCAACAACCAAUGGUAGAUAGAGAAGAUAUUCAGUACAGAACCAUGCCAAUGAUCAGAUUAAGAGAAAAUCAACAGAUGUUUGUUCCAAGAGAAGAAAGUAUGUCUCCAGGUUACAGAGAACUAAAUAGUGCUGACCAAUUCACUGAGAUGUCAACAUUGUCAUCUCUCACUGAUAGUGGUCAUGGGUGGAGUGUUGGCAGUGCUGGACACUAUGAGGAACUGCCAGAUUUGUGUCCUUAUCAAAGUGAUCACACAUGGAACAGGAGAAACCAACUUCCACACACAAUCAACAGAUCAAGGGGAAAUAACAAUGAUCGACAUCCUUAUCCAAACGUUGACAAUAAUACUUUUUGCAAUCGUGACCAAAUACCCUUGACUGUAACUGGUAACACAAUUGACAUAACUGAACAAUCAUUUUCAGAACCAAUGACAAGUGCCUUUAUUCCAUACUCUAAGCCACCCCUAACAACCGUACCAAAAGUAGCAACACUACCGAAGGUAUCUUCAUUAGCUCAGACUUUAAUUUUAUAUUUCAUUGCUUUAAACUUUAUUAAUAUUUCCAUCCAUUUAGUUGGAUUCAAAAUGUUUCCAGUAUUAAUGUUGAUGCUGUUGUUGUUGGCUGAGAGCUGCCUUUGUGUGGACCAUACCUACCAUGUGAAAGAGAACAAUGAUGUACACAGUUAUAUUGGAGAUAUUGUCACUGAUACACACUUAAUGGAUAAUAUACAGUCCCAGGAUAACAGCGACAAACUGACAUUUAAUGUUAUCCAGGGUGUUACUGACGGAAGUGUUCAGUUGUUUAAUGUUACACCUGGAGGACAACUGUACACAGCUUCCAUAUUGGAUGCAGAAAUUCUUUGUCAGUAUAAUGUGGAAUGUUUCAGGAUAUUGGAAAUAGCAGUUCAAGAAGGCCAUUCUUUUAUGAAGAUAUUAGAAAUCAAAGUUAUGAUAGAAGAUGUCAAUGAUAAUUAUCCUAUAUUUCCAAAAAAGGAACUUAAAAUACAAUUUGAUGAAAAUGAUUUGAUAGGAACGACAGAAACACUUCCCAAUGCUAUUGACAAAGAUUUCAGUGUUCAGAAUUCUAAACUCUCUUAUCAACUGAAAGCAGAUGAAGAUAUUCCUUUCAAAUUGUUUGUUUCUAAGAAAUCAGAUGGAAUUGAUUUAUUACAACUAAUUUUGGAAAGUAACUUGGAUCGUGAGAAAAAAGAUGUAUAUAAUAUACUAUUAAUUGCCAGAGAUGGAGGAUCACCACCAAAGGAAAGUAUAUUUCAUAUACAAAUAUUGGUAGAAGAUAAAAAUGAUAACUCCCCUGUUUUCUCGCAAAAUAUCUACAAUGUUACUGUAAAUGGUACGCACAGAAUAAACAAACCUAUUCUGAGGUUGUCUGCAACAGAUUUAGAUGAAGGAGAAAGUGGAAGAAUUUCUUAUAUCUUUAGUAAUGCCAAAACACCAAAUAAAAUAAAAGAAUGCUUUAAGUUGGAUGAAGCAACAGGAGAGUUGUUUCUGAAGCAAAAAUUUCAGUUUGGAAGAAUUUAUAAAUUAUUUGUUGAAGCCAGAGAUAAUGGUAUUCCUUCAAUGUCUUCAACAGUUCCCAUUCUAAUAAAUGGAAUCAGUCACAUUAACAAUCCACCAAACAUUGAUAUCAAAUUUGUUAUAAAGUCAACUGGAAACACAGCUUUCAUCUCAGAAGCAUCUAAAAUUGGCAGUUUUGUUGCUUAUGUCAAAGUUACCGACAAUGACAGUGGAAAAAAUGGACAAGUGAAGUGUCAUUUACAAAACAGAUAUCUUCAGCUAAUCUCAGUGUCUGAAAAGAAAUACAAAGUUGUUGUCAAGAGUGAAAUAGAUAGAGAAAGAGAAAAGAGCUUUAAUUUCACCAUUAAAUGUCAAGAUAAUGGUUUACCUCCAUUGAAAGUAGAGAAACAGUUUUCAAUGCUGGUUACUGACAUAAAUGAUGUACAACCUCAGUUUAGUCAGGACAUAUUUAAGUUUCUCACCUAUGAAAAUGAACACAAAGACUUCCCUGUUGGAUAUGUCAAUGCCACAGACCCAGAUAUUGGAGAUGGAGGACAAUUAACCUAUUCUCUAUUAUCUAAUGGAAAAGAUAUUCUACCAUUUCAGAUAUCUGAUGUGGGAUUCAUUUCCACAACUGAGUCCCUAGACAGAGAAGAAAAGAACCUGUAUGAGUUUAAGGUUUUAGUAAAAGAUAAAGGAACACCAUCACUGGAGAAGAGAGCAAAUGUUGUUGUUGAGGUUAUGGAUUUAAAUGAUAAUGCUCCCUAUUUCAGUUUCCCUAAUGUUGACCCUUUCAGUCUUAAUGUCCACUACCAUCCCCACUCUGACCAGGAUAUCACAGUUGUUAGGGCCUCUGACAGAGACAGCCAACACAAUGCCUUCCUCACAUAUGAAAUACUCAGAGGUAAUGAGAAACACUUAUUUCAAAUGAACCAUCACUCUGGUGUCUUAUCUUUCUCUCGCUCACUUUACCAAAAUGAUGCUGGAUUCUAUGAACUGGAAUUAGGUGUGAAAGACAGUGGCAGUCCAGUUCUGUCAUCGACAACAACUUUGUCUUUGACUCUAACAGUGAGUAACACCACAUCAAAGAUAUUUAAGACCUCUUCAAAGACAACAACAGAAUCAAGUAAUGGUCUCCAAUUGAAUGUGAUGAUUGUUAUUGUUAUAGCAGCUGUGAUCAUAUCAGUUGUCAUAGUGAUCUCUAUAUCGAUCUGUAUAGUUCAUAGACUGAAGCAGACAGACAACAACUAUAACAACAGUGUUGAUAUGUACCACAAGGUUACACCUGCAUUAAACACCCAAUCGAAAUAUAUAUUUGUUCCUCCUGGUAUUCAGUACACAUUGGAGAGAAACAUGAGCAAAUCUCAACAACCCAUGAUGGAUAUGGAAGGUGUUCACUGCAGUGAUGGAUGGGGUAAACCAGCUUUCAUUGAAACACAUCAACAGGUAUUUGUUCCAAGAGAAGAGAGCAUGUAUCCAGGUUAUAGAGAACUAAACAGUGCUGACCAAUUUAGUGAAAUGUCAACAUUAUCAUCUCAUAAUGAUAGUGGUCAUGGAUGGAGUGUCGGUAGUGCUGGACAUUAUGAAGAACUACCAGAUCUGUGCCGUUACCAAAGUGAUCUCACAUGGAUUAGGAGAAAUCGACUUCCACACACACUGAACAGAUCAAAGGGAGAUAACAAUGGCUAUCCCUUUCAACCAGACGCCGAUAUGGACUCUUCCUAUAAUCAAAUACCCUUGACUAUAAUUGGGACCACAUCGAAUAUAGCUAAACAUCCAUCUACGGUAGCAAGGACAAACGACUUUACUUCAAGUAGUAAAGUACCUCUAUCAGCUGUACCAAAGUACUCCAUAUGUUCACACACACUUAUGUAUAUGUAUGUGUGUGUGUGGGGGGGGGGAAGUAAACUUGUCUGUGAGUCAGCCCAUCAUUUACUUCAAGAACUGGAGGCUGUACUUCCGUUUCCUUGCAUUGGAAUAAAAGACAGCUUGUCAUUGGCCACAACACAUAUUACACACUACACAGCCCACUUCAUAGAACUAUGUAACAGUGUGUGUCACAUACCAAGCUCCUACUAUUAUUACAACUUCGUUACCAGAACACUGGAACAAUACAGUUACAACUGUAGAAGCAACUGGCAGAAGUAUAAACAACUUGACCAGUGGAAUAUAUUGAAGAAAAUUAAAGAGAUGUUUACCUUAAUAUUGUUGAUGUUGUUAAUGGUUGACAGUUGCUGGUGUGUGGAUCAUACCUACCACGUCAAAGAGAACAAUGAUAUAAACAGCUAUAUUGGAGAUAUUGUCACUGAUACGCACUUAUUGGAUAAUAUACAAUCUCAAGAUAACAGAAACAUACUGACAUUUAAUAUACUCCAGGGUGGUACCGAUGGAAGUGUUCAGUUGUUUAAUGUUACACCUGGAGGAAAACUGCACACAGCUGCCAUAUUGGAUGCAGAAAUUCUUUGUCAAUAUAAUGUGGAAUGUUUCAGGAUAUUGGAAAUAGCAGUUCAACAUGGUCAUUCUUUUCUCAAGAUAUUAGAAAUCAAAGUUAUGAUAGAAGAUGUCAAUGAUAAUUCUCCCAUGUUUCCCAACAAAGACUUUAAUAUACAGUUUGAUGAAAGUGCAACAAAAGGAAGAAAAGAAACACUUCCAAAUGCCUUUGACAAAGAUGUCAGUAUUGAGAACUCAAAGCUUUCUUAUGAACUGAGGAAUAAUAAUAAUAAAACUUUCCAAUUAAUGGUAAUAAAAGUUUCUAUCCGGAAAAGUAAAAUAGAAUUAAUUCUGAAUGGAAAACUAGACAGAGAAAUGAAGAAAAAUUAUGAUCUUCUUCUAAUGGCUACAGAUGGGGGAUACCCUCCAAAACAAGCAGAUAUGGCCAUACAUAUUUUAGUAAGAGAUAAGAAUGACAAUGCACCUGUAUUCUCCCAAAGUAUUUAUAAUGUCACAGUCAAAGAUACACAGAAUUUGCAUAAACCUAUUUUGAAUUUAACUGCUACAGAUGUAGAUCAGGGUACGAAUGGACAAAUUCUAUAUACAUUCAGUCCUGACACCUUAGAUAAAGAUAAGAAAUUCUUUAUUUUAAAUCAGACAUCUGGAGAAUUAUUUGUGAAGAAAGAAUUUGAAUUUGGAAAAAUCUAUAAAUUGUUAGUUGAAGCCACAGAUAAUGGAAAAAUACCUAUGUCUUCAACAGCCACCAUCCUUAUUAAAGGGAUCAGUUACCUUAAUAAUCCACCAAAAAUCCAUGUAAAAUUUAUCUUAAAGUCAGCAGGAAACAAAACAGUAAUCUCAGAAGCAUCUAAAAUUCACAGCUUUGUUGCUUAUGUCAAAGUUACUGACAAUGACAGUGGAGUAAAUGGACAAGUGAAGUGCCAUUUACAAAACAGAUAUCUUCAGCUUAUCUCAAUGUCUGAAAAGAAAUACAAAAUUGUUGUCAAGAGUGAAAUAGAUAGAGAGAGAGAGAAGAGCUUUAAUUUCACCAUUAAAUGUCAAGAUAAUGGUUUACCUCCAUUGAAAGUAGAGAAACAGUUUUCUAUGCUGGUUACUGACAUAAAUGAUGUACAACCUCAGUUUAGUCAGGACAUAUUUAAGUUUCUCACCUAUGAAAAUGAACACAAAGACUUCCCUGUUGGCUAUGUCAAUGCCACAGACCCAGAUAUUGGGGACGGAGGACAAUUAACCUAUUCUCUAUUAUCUAAUGGAAAAGAUAUUCUACCAUUUCAGAUAUCUGAUGUGGGAUUCAUUUCCACAACUGAGUCCCUAGACAGAGAAGAAAAGAACCUGUAUGAGUUUAAGGUUUUAGUAAAAGAUAAAGGAACACCAUCACUGGAGAAGAGAGCAAAUGUUGUUGUUGAGGUUAUGGAUUUAAAUGAUAAUGCUCCCUAUUUCAGUUUCCCUAAUGUUGACCCUUUCAGUCUUAAUGUCCACUACCAUCCCCACUCUGACCGUGAUAUCACAGUUGUUAGGGCCUCCGACAGAGACAGUCAACACAAUGCCUUCCUCACAUAUGAAAUACUCAGAGGUAAUGAGAAACACUUAUUUCAAAUGAACCAUCACUCUGGUGUCUUAUCUUUCUCUCGCUCACUUUACCAAAAUGAUGCUGGAUUCUAUGAACUGGAAUUAGGUGUGAAAGACAGUGGCAGUCCAGUUCUGUCAUCGACAACAAUUUUGUCUUUGACUCUAACAGUUAGUAACACCACAUCAAAGAUAUUUAAGACCCCUUCAAAGACAACAACAGAAUCAAGUAAUGGUCUCCAAUUGAAUGUGAUGAUUGUUAUUGUUAUAGCAGCUGUGAUCGUAUCAGUUGUCAUAGUGAUCUCUAUAUCAAUCUGUAUAGUUCAUAGACUGAAGCAGACAGACAGCAACUAUAACAACAGUGUUGAUAUGUACCACAAGGUUACACCUACAUUAAACAUCCAACCAAAGUAUACAUUUGACCCUACCUGUGUUCCUCCUGGAGUUCAGUACACAAUGGAGAGAAAUGUGAAAAAAUUUCAACAACCAAUGGUAGACAGAGACAAUAUUCACUGCAGAACUAUGUCUUAUAGAUGGAAUGAUCAGGCUUCAAGAGAAAACAAUCAGAUGUUUGUUCCAAGGGAAGAAAGCAUGUCUCCAGGUUACAGAGACCUAAACAGUGCUGACCAAUUCAGUGAGAUGUCAACGUUGUCAUCUCACACUGAUAGUGGUCAUGACUGGAGUGUCAGUAAUGCUGGACACUAUGAGGAACUGCCAGACCUGUGCCGUUACCAAGGUGAACUUACAUGGAACAGGAGAAAUCAACUUUCACCUACACUUAACAGAUCACAGGGAGAUAACAAUAACAGAUAUUAUCAACAUAACGCUGACAUAAACACGACCUGUUAUCCUGACCAAAUACCUGGUACCACAUGGAAUUUAACUGAACAACCAGUUUCAGUACCAAUGACAAGUCCGUUUACUUCAUACAGUAAUCCACCUCCACCAGAUGUACCUAAAGUAACAACACUGCCAGAGAGUAUCUUCAAUACCUUAGUGGAUCUUGAAGCAGAUGACAAAGCUAUAAAUGAUAGUGUAUUGGCAAAUCCUAUACUAAUGAAGAUGUUAUCAGUGAUACUGUUGGUGUUGUUAAUGACUGAAAGCUGCUGGUGUGCGUAUCAUAUCUACCGCAUGAAAGAGAACAAUGAUAUAAACAAUUAUAUUGGAGAUAUUGUCACUGAUAUGCACUUACUGGAUGAUAUACAGACUCAAGAUGAUAGAAGCAAACUGACAUUUAAAAUACUCCAGGGUAGUACUGAUGGAAGUGUUCAGUUGUUUAAUGUUACACCUGGAGGACAACUGUACACAGCUGCCAUAUUGGAUGCAGAAACAUUGUGCCAAUACAAUGUGGAAUGCUUCAGGAUUUUGGAAGUAGCAGUUCAACAUGGCCAUUCUGUUAUCAAGAUAUUAGAAGUCAAAGUUAUAAUAGAAGAUGUCAAUGAUAAUUCUCCUAUAUUUCCAAAUAAGGAAUUUCAAGUGUCAUUUGAUGAAAGUGUGACCAAAGGAAUCAAAGAAAUCAUUCCAAAUGCGAUUGAUAACGAUAUUAGCUCUCGGAAUUCUAAACUCAAUUAUCAACUGAAGGAAAAUGAAAAUGUUCCUUUUCAAUUGGUUGUUUCUAAGUCACGUGGAACUGAUUUAUUGCAACUAAUUUUAGAAGGUUCCUUAGACCGUGAGACAAAAGAUAUGUACAAUAUUCAGUUAAUUGCCAAAGAUCAAGGAACACCACCAAAGGAAGGUGUAUUGGAUAUAAAAAUAUUAGUGGGAGAUAAAAAUGAUAAUUUUCCUGUUUUCUCCCAGAAUAUUUACAAUGUCACUAUAAAUGAUACAUACCAGAGAAGCAAGCCUCUUGUUAAGGUCUCUGCAUCAGACUUAGAUAAAGGGGAAAAUGGAAGAAUUUCUUAUGUCUUUAAUAAUGUUAAAACACCUAAAAGGAUAAAAGAAAGCUUUAAAUUAGAGGAGGCAACAGGGGAGCUAUUUUUGAAGAAAGAAUUUAAUUUUGGUGAGAUUUACGAGAUAUUUAUUGAUGCCAGAGAUAAUGGUAAACCACCUAUGUCAUCAACAGUCACAGUUUUUAUAAAUGGUGUCAGUCAUCUUAACAAUCCUCCCAAAAUUGAUGUUAAAUUUGUUAUAAAGUCAACUGGAAACACAGCUGUCAUCUCAGAAGGAACUCAAAAUCAAAGUUUUGUUGCUUAUGUCAAAGUUACCGACAAUGACAGUGGAGAAAAUGGACAAGUGAAAUGUCAUUUACAAAAUAGAUAUCUUCAGCUAAUCUCAGAGUCUGAAAAGAAAUACAAAAUUAUUGUCAAGAGUGAAAUAGAUAGAGAGAGUGAGAAGAGCUUUAAUUUCACCAUUAAAUGUCAAGAUAAUGGUUUACCUCCAUUGAAAGUAGAGAAACAGUUUUCUAUGCUGGUCACUGACAUAAAUGAUGUACAACCUCAGUUUAGUCAGGACAUAUUUAAGUUUCUCACCUAUGAAAAUGAACACAAAGACUUCCCUGUUGGAUAUGUCAAUGCCACAGACCCAGAUAUUGGAGAUGGAGGACAAUUAACCUAUUCUCUAUUAUCUAAUGGAAAAGAUAUUCUACCAUUUCAGAUAUCUGAUGUGGGAUUCAUUUCCACAACUGAGUCCCUAGACAGAGAAGAAAAGAACCUGUAUGAGUUUAAGGUUUUAGUAAAAGAUAAAGGAACACCAUCACUGGAGAAGAGAGCAAAUGUUGUUGUUGAGGUUAUGGAUUUAAAUGAUAAUGCUCCCUAUUUCAGUUUCCCUAAUGUUGACCCUUUCAGUCUUAAUGUCCACUACCAUCCCCACUCUGACCAGGAUAUCACAGUUGUUAGGGCCUCUGACAGAGACAGCCAACACAAUGCCUUCCUCACAUAUGAAAUACUCAGAGGUAAUGAGAAACACUUAUUUCAAAUGAACCAUCACUCUGGUGUCUUAUCUUUCUCUCGCUCACUUUACCAAAAUGAUGCUGGAUUCUAUGAACUGGAAUUAGGUGUGAAAGACAGUGGCAGUCCAGUUCUGUCAUCGACAACAACUUUGUCUUUGACUCUCACAGUUAGUAAGAACACAUCAAAGAUAUUUAAGACCCCUUCAAAGACAACAACAGAAUCAAGUAAUGGUCUCCAAUUGAAUGUGAUGAUUGUUAUUGUUGUAGCAGCUGUGAUCGUAUCAGUUGUCAUAGUGAUCUCUAUAUCAAUCUGUAUAGUUCAUAGGUUGAAGCAGACAAAUAGAAACUAUAAUAGUAGUGUUGAUAUGUACCAUGGUGUUAUACCAGCAUUAAAUAUGCAAUCAAGAUAUAUGUUUUAUCCUGCUUGUGUUCCUCCUGGAGUUCAGUACACAUUGGAGAGAAAUGUGAAGAAAUCUCAACAACCAAUGGUAGACAGAGAAAAUAUUCACUGCUGGACUAUGACAAAUGAUAGACGGGUUGAACCAGCUUCAGUAAAACAUCAUCAGGUAUUUCUCCCAAGAGAAGAAAGUUCAUCUCCUGGUUACCAAGAGCUAAACAGACCUAACGAAUUCAAUGAGAUAUCAGCAAUGUCCACUCAUACUGAUAGUGGGCAUGACUGGGUUGUUGGUAGUGCUGAUCACUAUGAGGAACUGCCAGGUCUGUACUGUUAUCAAAGUGACCAUACGUGGAACAGGAGAAAUCCACUUCCAUGCACGCCCAGUGGUUCAAAGAGAGAUAAUAAUGGAUAUCAACCUAAUGGUGACAAUAUCACUGAUAACCAAAUACCUUUGACUAUAUUUGAUAAUACAUCUAAGAUCACUGAACAACCAUCUACUGUACCAAUGACAAGUCACUUUACUUCGAACAGUAAACCAGCACUACCAGCUGUACCUAAAGCAACAGCACUACCAAAAGUACCUUCAAUACCUCAGGUACCUUCAGUUUCCAUAGUAAAAAAUAUGCACAGUAACUCUACGGAAACACUGUAUUAAUAUAAGCAUCUUAUAAGUUGUCUUCACAACUUACAUAAUGAAAAUAAUACAAAAAUCAAUAGAAUAUUCCUCUAAACAUAUUUUAUAAUACAAGGAUUCUUUUUAUUUGGAUUGACAUGUUAGUGGUCAAUAUAUAUCACAUACAACUACAUAAUUCACUUAUUUUGGUAAUCUCCUUCCCAUACUCUUGAAAUACACUGAUAUAUUUCACCUAGUAUACUUUUGGU
Octopus sinensis (East Asian common octopus) is the source of this 14064-nucleotide messenger RNA. RefSeq lists its product as uncharacterized. Gene Ontology annotation, molecular function: calcium ion binding. NCBI's taxonomy places the organism in Eukaryota, Metazoa, Mollusca, Cephalopoda, Octopoda, Octopodidae. Gene Ontology annotation, cellular component: plasma membrane. Gene Ontology annotation, biological process: homophilic cell-cell adhesion. The coding region runs from base 2072 to 13837 and encodes 3921 amino acids. The record is from RefSeq and is a predicted model, not a curated record. The transcript has 16 exons.